AUGCUUCAUGAAGACAAGAUACAGGCCUAUCAGUGCCGACAGGGAACUGAUGUGGACUUGGCUUCUCUCAUCCCUUUGAUUGAUGGGACCUCAGCAAAAUGCUUUUUUCUUUCACCCAUGCAGCUAUUACCCAAACAUGAAUAUAGGACAAAUCAAGACUCCAAAGAACACAAUGGAAUUGCAGGCACAUCACAGGUGUGGAGCAACCAGGAGCGAGACAGAGCAUCCUGGAAACCCAUCCAGACAGGAGCAGCUUGGACAGGGUGUAGCCAGGGCAACGGCCAGGUGCACCCUUGGGGGGGAUGCAAAGAGGAGGACCCCCAGGCCCACCGCAAACCCUCUGUAUUUGCUUCCCAGAGCUUCAAGAAGAAAGUUCCACCGACAGGGUGGCUUCCAACAAGAAAGCUGCUUUUGGAAGGCCUAAGCCCAGCAGAAAAGCUGUUUGGUUUUCGCACGCCAAAGAUGUACUUAAGUGUAGAGGGCUGCUGUAUUUGCUGAGCUAAGUCGUCCAGUUUUCGAUUCAUUGGCAGUAAAUGCUAUGAAAAGGACUUCCAGAGCUAUUUUGGGUUGCAUGAGACUCGUUCAGGAGAUAUCUGUAAUGCCUGUGUCCUGCUUGUGAAAAGAUGGAAGAAACUGCCAACAGGAUCAAAAAAGAAAAAAAAAAAAACCAAAAAACCCUGGAAUCAUGUGGUAGACGCAAGGACAGGACCCAGUCUGAAGACUACAUUGAAACCAAAGAAAGUGAAAACUCUAUCUGGCAACAGGAUAAAAAGCAACCAGAUCAAUAAACUGCACAAGGAAUUUAAAUGUCACAGUUCUGAUGUUCACAGCACCUCAAGUGCCUCCCGUGCUCAGUCUCCUUGUUAUAGUAACCAGUCAGAUGAUGGCUCAGACACAGAGAUGGCCUCUGGCUCUAACAGAAUGCCAGAUUUUUCCUUCUCAGAUCUCACAUGGAAGAGCCAGAAAAUAUGUUGUGGGAUUAUCUUUAAAGGCCAUUUUGGGGAAGUCCUCAUUGACACACAUCUACUGAACCCUUCCACCCAACCUCCCUCGCCCCGGCAAUGCAAACCCGCAGGGAAGCCGGCGGGAGAGUUACCCGCCGAGGCCCAGGCGCGAAGACUGCAGAGGCGUGCGGGACUCUGCGGCGGGAGGCCUGCGGCUCUCCGGCCGCCCGCCGCCGCUCGCACCAGCCGGCCGCUGCCUCUCCCGCGGCGCCUGCAGCAUCGGGCCGCCGAAGCCCGCGGCCGGCGGAAACCGGAGGAAGGUGGCCCGGGUCAGGGGCAGCGCCGGCACGAUUCCUCGUCCGCGGACCAGGCGGGGGAGCUGGGGAAGGCGCGGCGCCGAGCGGAGUCCGAGGCGCCCGGCCGCGCGCUGCCCUCCUCGCUGGGGUCCGGAUCCCAGGCGACUGCGCCGAGCGCCUCCGCAGCCGCGGGGUCGCUCCUCCUGCUCGUCUGCUGGCGCCAGACGCGCGUUGACCACGGCCGCCCCCGAGUCCACGGAGGAAGGUGCACUGCAGAGCGAGGCUGUGAGGGCUCCGCGCCCCCCGGAGCAGGGAGGCAGGAAAGCAGCCGAGCCCCUACCUUUCGGGCUGGGCGGACACCAGCCGCGCGCCCUUGCCGGGCGUCAGGGACGGAAAAUCACCACGACGGGAGGGCCCGGGUAAAGCAGCGGGUGGCUUCAGGACAAGUAACAUGGAGUAGCUGGUUACAGACCAAGCCUUCCCUUGAGAAUGUGACAUGCUGGACAAUAUAUAAAGCCAUCAAUCUGAAGGCAAUGGGGAAUUCUGAAGCCACAAGACUGUUCCAAGACAGGCUGCAUCCAAGCAGUGAGCUGCGUCUCUUUGUGAAGCUGUGGUCAUCUGCGAUAUUGCACUAGUUUGUAUUUGCCCUUCCUUCUUUUCUGCCCAACUUUCUUUUCCCUUUACUUUGGUGUCUCAGAGUUAUACCUCCCAUUUUUUUCUAGGGAACUUAGGCUAAGACAGAAUGAAAGUACAUAGAAGUGAGCCCAAUUUAGCUCUGUAGACAUUUGUCUAUGUGUAAGCAGAAAGCAAGAGGCUGAGAUGCUGAGCAGAGUUUCCAACAGUCUUACAGUGUUGGUAAGAAAAAAAGGGACUUAAGGACCAAGGAGGAGAGGCCCAGGCAAACACUCCAGUUCUAGCUUGUAACUCCAGAAGGGACAGACAUUACCUCAAAAAUAAUGAAGCUGGAAUUAAAUCAGCUAAAUCUUUGAUGGAAUGAAAAUUAAUCUGUCUCUUAUCCAACUUCCAAACAAAAAUAAAUUCUCUCUGGAAGAUGGUAUUGUCUAGAGUCUUAAAAUAUCUGUAUAAUUUAUCACAUGUAUUGUCUUGUGUGGCUGCAAAUAAACAAUUACUAUGUUUAUCAGGAGAUGAGACCAUAUGACAGAAAAACAAGAGAAAACCAUAUUAUAGAAACAUACUCACUGGAAAUCCAAGUAUUGGAUAAAAUUUCAGCAUAAAACAGGAAAAUAUUAAAAUUCUUCAAAUAUAAAUUCUAUAAAUUUAUAGAAUCUAUAAAUUGAUUGAACUAAAAUCUAUAAAUUGAUUGAAGCAGAUUAGGUAUAAUUAAAAGAGAGCAUUAGUAAAUUGGAACACAGACUGGGAGAAAAUAUCUACUACAAAGCACAGAGAGAAAAGAAAAUGGAAAAUACACACACAAAAAAGAGGAAACAUACAAGAUCUAUGGGAAUGGUGAAAUAUUUAACAUGUAUGUAAUUGAAAUCUACCAAAAAGAAAAAAGAAUAAGCAGAUGAGAAAAUGAAGCAGACAGAAAAUUUGAAAAUCAAAAUGACAGGACUUUACAAAAUGUCAAGCCACAAAUUCAGGAACUUAUAAACACCAUUUAAAUUAAGUACAGAUAAAACAAAUAUGGGUAUAUCAUAGUAAAAGUGUUCAAAAGAACACAGACAAAGGCAAAAUAUUAAUACAAUCCAGAGGAAAAAGAUAUCUGAUCUUCAAAAUAGCAGCAAUUAGACAGAUUUUGAAUUCUCAAAAAAAGAAGGUAGGCCACAAACAUAAAAUGACAUCUUCUAUCAGAGCUAGAGGAAACUAACUAUACUAGAAUCUGAUAACCACAGAAAAUGUCUUUUUAAAGUGAAAGCAAAAUAAAGAUAUUUUAAAAUAAAAAGACAGAGAAUUAUUCACCAAUUUAUACUAAGGAAAUACUAAUGGGAGUUCUUUAGUCAGAAGGUAAAUUAUUCCAGACAGAAAGCAUAAUGAAAUUGGAAGAAAUAAAGAACAACAGAAAAGAUAAAUACAUGGGUAAAUCUAAACGAAUGUGUAAUGUAUAGAAUAAUAAUAAUAUCUGGAAGUGUUUGAGUUCUAUACAGAAGUAAAAUCCAUGACAACAAUAGCACAAAAUGUAGGGAAAGGGUAAAUGGUGUUAAACUGUUCCAUGAGCCUCGUGUGGCUUGUGAAGUAAUUUAUAGUUUUUUAAAAAUGUUUAUUUAUUAAUUUUGAGAGAGAAAGCAUGAGUGAGGGAGGGGUAGAGAGAAAAUCCCAAGCAGGCUUCUCACUGUCUGUCCUAAGCCCUAGGAGGGGCUCAAUCUAAUGAACUGUGAGAUCAUUACCUGAGCUGAAAUCAAGAGUUGAAGCCUUAACCAACUGAGCCAUCCAGGCACGCCCGGGAAGUAAUUUAAAUAUUACUUUUUGUCAGACUUUAACAAGUCAAGGAUGCAUGUAGCAUUUUCCAGAGUAAAAGCUAAAAGAAUAGUGAAAAUGUAUAAUUAGCAAGCAAUCCAGGUGAAAUAUAUAAUAAAUAAAAGCCUAAUUCAAAUCACUGCAGACAAGAGGGAGGAAAAGAGAGGGAGUGGCAGAGAAACAGCAAGAAAAUCAAACAUUAAAUUUGAACUUCUAAACAUAAGUAAUUGUGUCAAAUGUAAACAGGCUAAUAUUCUAAUUAAAAGACAGUAAUUAUUAGACUUGAUAAUAAAAAUAUUAUGUUUUGCUUGCAAGAGAUACAUCUUAAAUAUAAGUGCACAAAGAUUAAAGUAAAAGGACAGAAUGUGUAAACCAUACAGACACAAAACAAUACAGGGCUGAUACACUAAUAUGAGAUAAUGUAGAUUAAAAACAUUUACUUAGGGAUGAAUAGGACAUUUCAAAUGAUAAAAAGUUUAAUUCGUUAGGAAAAUAGAGUAUUCUAAAUUCAAAUGAUUUAACAAGAAACUUUUGAAAUAUAUAAAGCAAAACCAUACAUACAAAACCACAAGAGAAGAAAUAGGCAAUC
Messenger RNA from Prionailurus viverrinus (fishing cat), 4244 nucleotides. RefSeq lists its product as uncharacterized. Lineage: Eukaryota; Metazoa; Chordata; Mammalia; Carnivora; Felidae. The record is from RefSeq and is a predicted model, not a curated record. Gene Ontology annotation, biological process: negative regulation of cell migration.